Messenger RNA from Neodiprion fabricii, 2707 nucleotides. Its product is annotated as zinc finger protein 624-like. Lineage: Eukaryota; Metazoa; Arthropoda; Insecta; Hymenoptera; Diprionidae. Bases 304 to 2007 code for a protein of 567 amino acids. The transcript is spliced from 3 exons. The record is from RefSeq and is a predicted model, not a curated record.
AAGCUCAUUGAAAUAUGUUAAAAUAAAUUACGAAAUCGUUGGAAAGUUCGGAGGAAACUGUUUAACCUCAUUCAGUCGAUGAUAUUCCCGGUAAAAAGUUGACAAACUUGGUUGAACCAAUCAGGAAUCACCUCUUAUACACUGUAAACCUUUUCUGUCAUCGGUUAUGUGUUACGCAAUAAGAGCCGAGCCAAGCCGACCCUGCCCGAGCACUGAAUUCAGAAUCUCAGAUAGGUUUACGCCAUGUUUGAGGAAUGAUUUGAAGUCUAAAACUAGAGGAUUGAAGAAAACAAAUAACGCGCAAUGGAACUCUGCAAAUUUAUUAAAAAAGAACCAGAGAUCGAUAACUGCUACGAAAUUAAAACCGAGACCUAUGAAAGUUUUGAAUCCUACUUGACGUUUGAUUACAUGUCGUGCGGUAUAAAAAUUGAAUGUAAAGAAGAAUUUCCAAAUGUGCAAGACAGCAGCCAAAAUCUGCAGAACACUGCUCAUUCUCCCAAUCUCAAGUUUUCCAUUCCAGCUAUCCCCCUUGAACAUUCACAUAAUCAAGAAGUAUUGAAAAAUGUAGAUUCUCAAACCUGUAAUUCGACAUCUUCGGCCGAACUUCAUUCAAAAACAAGCAAAGAACUGAAUCUACAUUUGAAGACAGAAUCUGUAGAACUUGAAACUUUGAAUGAAAAAACACUCAAGCAAUCGCCCAAAUAUGAUCGAUACGCAUCACCGUGGGAUUUUGUGGAUGUUCGGCACGCACAUGAUGACGAGAAUCUUAAAAAUGCUCCAAAAGUGCUAACGAAACGUGCAAAAUCACCAGCCCUCGUUCGAUCCGAACUUUAUGAAGGUAAGAUGAACAAAUCGCCAAAGUGUAACGAACGAAACAAAGAAAAUCUCACUUGCGAAAUCUGCGACAGACCAUUUCAAUACAUGUCACUGUUGACUCAACACAUGCAAACUCACAAUAAGUCCAAUUAUCACGAAUGUGAUACAUGUGGAAAGAAAUUCAAAUUGAAACAAUGUUUACAACAACAUUUACGAUCGCAUGAAUCGAAAACAUACUCUUAUGACGAAUGCCACAGAACAUACAAAAGGAAAUCAACCCUGAGGCAGCAUAUUAAAACACAUAGUCUGGAUAGCCUUGACAAUUGGUUGAUUAGACAAACUAAACUUACUGAGAACACACAGUUAACAUCAAAGAAUCAUAAAGAAGAUGAGAAAAAAUCUACAAUAGAUAAAGAAUCAGCCAAAUCUUCAAAUGGGGGAAGGGUGGAUACCAAAGAACCAAAAAAAAUUUACGUGUGUGACAUUUGUGGUGAACGGUUUAAAAAAAAAUCAAGUUUAGCAGUCCACAUUGAAUUUUUACAUAUUGAAAUCCUUAAGGAACAUGACGAGAAGCUUAAGCCUUCAUCUUCUAAAUCAAACAUAAAAAGACCAUAUCCAUGCAACAUUUGCGGCAAAAGAUUUACGCAAACGUCGCAUGUGGGAAGGCAUAAAAAGGCAAGUCAUUCCGGUAGUAAACCUCAUACCUGCAAAUUGUGUAAUGAAGGGUUCUCUACAACGUCAAGCCUAAAGCGACACAUGUUGAAUAAACACAAUGACACAUCAACGAAAGGAACAAACCAUCGAAGUAUUCAAGGUAACAAAUUACUAGAGGUUAAAAAUUUUACCUGCAAAAUUUGUGACAAGUCUUUUAUAUGUGCCAGUGAUUUGCGUCGCCAUUGCGCAAUUCACGAUGCCCGGAAACCGUAUGAGUGCGACAUUUGUAAGAAACAAUUUCGAAUUAAAUCCUACUUAUAUGCACACAUAUUAACGCAUGACAAUUGGAGACCGUAUCCAUGUCACAGUUGCCCAAAACUUUACAGACGUAAAUCGAGUCUCCAGAGACACGUUCAAAUUAAUCAUUCGGUUAAAACAAAAUACAACUGCAGCGAUUGUCGGAAGUCUUACAAACACUUAGUGUCUUAUCGCUUUCACAUGAAGAAAUGUCAUGGAGUUCAACCUUCCAAAAUCUAACUUAUGUCUGUGAUUAAAGAGAUUGAAUUUUACAAUAUUAUAUACUUGUUAAAAUGUUGUUAUAUUACGCACUUCAAUUAUUUUACUGGCAAUUCUAUUCGUUCGAUGUUGAAUGUUUCCGUUCAAGUUUAUAUUGUUAAAUUCACUUUAUUCAGACACUGUAUUGUGCUGAAGAAUUUUGUUCAAACAAGAACACAGGUUAAUUGAUUUAUACGAAUAGAUACAUACGUUUUUCUCAGAAGUACGAGUAUUAAUUACGUACGAAUUUUUACAAUCAUCUGAGAUUCACUGCCAAAUAUGUAGACUUGUUUUCAACGCAUUAUGAUCAUUUUAUAAAUAAUCAAUGAACCAUUGAUGCACCAAAGCAUUUAUUUUUUACAUCAAAUUGUUACUAUAAUAAUGUUAGAUGAUGAAGGCGAUCUAUACAUCAUUUUAUUAUGAAAAAUUACAUAUGAAUAAAUAUUUUCAUACACUAUCUACUGAAUUUACGUGUUACGAGAUUUAGGAAUAAUAAAAAUUAAUUAACUAUACACGUUUGUAACCGAAAUAAAAUAUAAAUAGUUUGCAAUAGAAGUCCACACAAAUUUCUAAGAUCCACAACUUACGUUUCAUUCAUGUGAAUUAUUGCGGGAUAGGAAUCACUAACAUUAACCAUUCAGGAUCUAGCGUGAUUGCUUGCGUAGCAAUAAUAGCUUCAACA